Messenger RNA from Danio aesculapii, 5245 nucleotides. It is a transcript of the gene fmn2b, whose product is annotated as formin 2b. The record is from RefSeq and is a predicted model, not a curated record. NCBI's taxonomy places the organism in Eukaryota, Metazoa, Chordata, Actinopteri, Cypriniformes, Danionidae. Gene Ontology annotation, biological process: intracellular transport; actin nucleation. Gene Ontology annotation, molecular function: microtubule binding. The coding region runs from base 1 to 4491 and encodes 1496 amino acids. The transcript is spliced from 20 exons. Gene Ontology annotation, cellular component: nucleus; endoplasmic reticulum membrane; cytoplasm.
AUGGCUCCCUCUAGUGGCCAAACUGAGACUCUGAAAACCCUUGAGGAACAAAACUAUCUGGUGGGUGUGAGUGUGUGCAGGACGAUGCAGCCGGUGCAGAUGCUGGAGGCUCCAGGCUUCAGGCAGAAGCUGCUGGAGGCUCUGAGUCUGGGCAGACGACAGAAGUACUGCCUCCCCCACAUGCAGAGGGAGGAUCCGCAUCCGCACACACACACAAACACACUCGCGCAUGUCCCUGGGGCUCGACGCCCCUCCCUGCCACACUCCUUCUGCAGAGAGGAAGAGAGCGAGAGCGAGCUGCUGUACCUCUCUUUCGUCACCGCCUGCUCCAGUGCGCCGCUCUUCUCCUCCUCCUCCUCAUCAUCAUCAGCAUCUUCAUCGUCAUCAGACAGCGAGAGCUCGUCCUGGAGGCCCCGGCGCAGACACACACACAGCAGUCAUGGCGUGAGACCGCCGCCGCUCAUCAUGGGCAAUCAGGACGCAAAGCUCAAGCGGGACGCAGGAGCAGCGGCCGAUGAUAAUGGAACUUAUGAGGGUGCGAAAAAGGGGAAGAAAUCACACGGGAAGGGGGAGGGAGGGAAGAAGAAAAACAAAUCGGACAGAUCCUCCGUUUUCCCUCACAUACGGAAGCGUAAGAACCAGAGUAAGCUGAAGGGAAUAUUAAGCGGCUCUAAAGAGGAUGCUCUGGACUCGCAGCAUGACGAGCUGGACAGCGCUCCGUCUCUGUGCAACAAAACACCGGAUCUUUCCGGAGAUGAGCUGGAUGUGGAGAGCGAGAGGCCUCGGCUGGUGGCUGACAGCAGGCAGAAUACACUGGAUGCUAAUGAGGACGAGGAGAAAAUCAGGAGCUCCGGAUCCGAUACGGAUAUGUACAGCUUCCACUCUGCCGCGGAGCAGGAGGAUCUACUGGCGGACAUUCAGCAAGCCAUUCGGAUGAAGCAGGGCGUGAUGCUCGCUUCUCCCGUCGAGCUGCCCUGGGAGAGGAAUGGUAAACAAACCACCGGCAGUGAUGCUAAAAACACCCCGACGCCUGACUCUGAGCCGUUCACAGUGCUGGAGGCCAUUCCUAAAGCUGAGAACGGCUGCAUUAGUGUACUGCACGUCCCAGAGGAGACGGAGAUGACUAUAAGCAGAAGCGAGGCCCUUUGUGCUCCAGUCGCUGUCGAGACCAUCACAAAAGACCCCCCUCCUCCUCCUCCUCCUCCCGCUCCUCCAGCGGUUACCAUGACUACCAGCACCAGCAACCUCACAGCAUCCUUUGAAAGUGCAGUGGAGGCCGUAGAGGAGCAGCAGCACGAGGAUUCGACUCCGGACGCUCCUCCUAGCACCGACACCAUCUCCGAAGAGGAUCAUUUGGGGUCCGCAGGCUCUCUGGAGUGUGUUAGCGCUAUCGAAGUGCCCGAAGAGAUCCAGAGGCGUAAAAGCAGCGUGUCGUUCUCGCAGUGGUCACAGCAGGAGAGUCCUUUAGCUACACGGCUGCUGAAGUCCUCGGUGAAGCCGUAUCCUCCUAUAAGCACGUCCUAUAUCAAAACCACCACACGGCAGCUCAGCUCGCCCUCCUGCUCGCCCGGGCCGUCCCCGUCCCACAGCCCACUCUUCACACGUCGUGAGCAUGCGGUCACUCUCGCCCGUGCGGAGAGGCGGAGGGUCAAGCGGCAGCGCUCCUACAGCAUCACCGGCCCCAUCAGCCGCUCCGCAGACUGGACCGAGGAGAUCCGAACGCUUCCUCCAAAGACGGCGGGCUCUGCGGAUUAUCUGGAGUACGGUGGCUCAGAGGGAACGCUGCGGAGCGACCGGACACUCAACGCCUCUCAGAGGGCGUCUGCAACUCGGGCAUCAACAUGCAGCUUCCAGGAGGUGUUCACAGGCCGGACGCUGUUGGAGCGCUUCUUCCAGCAGCAGGACUCCAGUGAGCCGGAGGAGGCUGAAAAACUCUGCUCCAAGAUUCUGGCUAUGGGUCUCCUGUUGCCGUUCAGCGACUGCUUCAGAGAGACCUACAGCAGCAGCGGACACAUUGCUCCCAAAUUCAACCAAGAUCAGCUGUACACAUGGGCCGCCGUCAGUCAGCCUCCGCCGUCACUCGAGCGUCUGGAGGGUCAUUUACCUGGACACCUGAAGGGCCUUUGGGUCACGACACAACCAGGAGAGGAGGAGCAGCAGCCUCUGCCCAAAUACACAGAGGAUGCGGUCGAGGAGCCGGAGGAGCAUCAGGCUGUCGUCUCAGGCCUGAAGAAACAUCAGGAAGAAGAAAUUCGCCAUAUUCAGGAGGACUCAGUGCUGAAGACGGUGCGUCUGAAGCAGGAGCACAUCUGCGUGAUCGAGCAGUUGGAGCAGACCAUCGAGGACCUGCGCAGUAAGAUCGCGGAGCUGGAGAAACAGCAGCCGCUGGCGGAGCGAGAGGUGGAGACACAAGACCAGGAGUGCGGAGGAGAGGAAGGCCUGCUCCCAGACGUCUGCCAUGUGGACCUGCAGACUGAAAACACCUCGCUGCUGCCGCUGGAGGCCAAAUCAGUGCAGACGUCUCCUGUGGACGAGAGCUUCAGGUUUAAAGUGCCUCCUGUGGAGGUGCAGAGUGACUCCUUACUGACCUCCCAAACUGAAUCUCAGGCUGCGUCACAAGCAUUUGUGUGCAUUUGCCAGCAACAGACAAGUACUUUGGCACCUCCACCACCUCCACCUUUACCUGGAGUGUGUGUGCCGCCUCCUCCACCUUUACCCGGAGUGUGUGUACCAACACCUCCCCCUUUACCUGGACUGUGUUUGCCACCUCCUCCACCUCCUCUUCCAGGAGUGUGUGCUAUUCCCCCACCUCCUCCUCUUCCAGGAGCUUCACAGCCUCCUCCUCCACCUCCUCUACCAGGUUUAUCAGUUCCUCCACCUCCUCCACCACCUCCUCCACUACCAGGGAUGGGUGCACCUCCUCCCCCACCUCCUCUUCCAGGACUGUCUGCACCUCCACCACCUCCUCCUCUUCCAGGAAUGGGUGCGCCACCACCUCCUCCUCCUCUUGCCCAUACAGGACCAGCACCACCACCUCCCCCUCCUCCUCCAAUUCCUCCAUCUAUGGCUCCUGGAGCCUGUGCUCCUCCUCUGCCCUUCAGUUUUGGCUCUCUGCCACCUCCACUCCCGCUGGGUCUGUUUGCUUUGGGAGCAGCGCAGGAGAAACCUCCUCGUAAAUGCAUCGUGGAGCCGCCGAGACCCAUGAAACCGCUGUACUGGACACGAAUACAGCUGCACACCAAAAAAGACUCAAACGCUGUGGUAUGGGACACCAUAGAAGAGCCAUCUGUGGAUUUCGAUGAGUUUGUGGAUCUCUUCUCGAAGACUGCAGUGAAGGAGAAGAAGAAACCCCUGUCAGACACCAUCAGCAGGUCAAAGACCAAGCAGGUGGUGAAGCUGCUGAACACCAAACGCUCUCAGGCCGUGGGGAUCCUGAUGUCCAGUUUACAUCUCGACAUGAAGGAUAUUCAGCACGCAAUCCUGAAUCUGGAUAAUACUGUGGUGGAUCUGGAGACGUUACAGGCCCUCUAUGAGAAUAGAGCUCAGCAGGAUGAGCUGGACAAGAUCGAGAAACACGUAAAAUCCUCAAAAGACAAAGAGGGAACCAAACCUCUGGAUAAACCCGAACAGUUUCUCCACCAGCUCUCCCAGAUUCCCAAUUUCUCCGGUCGAGUCUUCUGUAUUCUCUUUCAGUCGACUUUCUCUGAAUGCAUCACGUCUGUUCAGCGCAAGCUCCAGAUUCUGCAGAAAGUCUGCAAGACUGUUCAGAGUGGCUCUGGAGUUCUCCAGGUUCUUGGUUUGGUUUUGGCGUUCGGAAACUUCAUGAACGGAGGGAAUCGCACCAGAGGUCAAGCAGACGGCUUCACGCUGGACAUUCUGCCCAAACUGAAGGACGUCAAGAGCAGUGACAACAGUAAAAGUCUGCUGGCCUACAUCGUGUCUUAUUAUCUGAGACACUUUGAUGAGGACGCGGGCAGAGAGACGUGUGUGUUUCCUCUACCAGAACCUCAUGACCUGUUUCAGGCCUCACAGAUGAAGUUUGAAGACUUUAAUAAAGAUCUGCUGAGACUCCGCAAAGAUCUAAGAGCAUGCACUGCAGAGGUGGAGAAGGUGUGCUCCAUCUCGAGCGAGGAACAUCUCCAGCCGUUUAAAGAGAAGAUGGAGGCGUUCGUGACUGAAGCAAAAACUGAGCUGGAAAGUCAAGACAAGCAACUCAGCGACACCCACAAAUUGUUCUUGGAUCUGUGUGUGUUUUUCUCGGUGAAGGCCAAGAGCGGAGAGAAAGAGGUUUCUCCAAACACCUUCUUCUCAGUUUGGCACGAGUUCUGCACCGACUUUAAGGACACGUGGAAGAAGGAGAACAAGCUCAUCCUGCAGGAGAGGCUGAAGGCAGCAGAGGAGUGUUUCCGGCAGGUCAAAGAGAAAGCCACAUACAGCGUCAAACCCAAACACGCCUCGGGAAUCAAAGCAAAGUUGGGAAUGAAGAUAUGAGGAGCAGAUCUGGACUCUUUCGGCUCUCGUUUUCCAUCUUUAAGUCUUUCGCACACAAACGCCGCUUCAGUGUUACUGCUGCCGAACGAACACAGGAGGUGAAUGUGAUGCACAUAUCAGACGUUUGCUCCUGUUCACUGUACAUACUGGAGGACUUGAACAAGCAAUAUCAUCCCAAAAGAAUCCAUUGUAUUUUUAAUAGGCGAGAAAAGAAGAGAAAUCAGAAUUUGUGCAGCCGAUGUGUCUUGAUUUGAACUGAUAUCAGCACUGAUCGCCGCAAGCUUUUAAAUCUACACACUAGUUAGUGCAGUCCUCUAGUCUUGAACCUGGUUAGCAUAUUCAAAGCACACACACAGUCGUCCUACAGGACCUAAAAGAGACACUUCAGAAUGUACAGUGUGAAGCAGGCCGUACGUACAGUAUGUGUCCCAAACGGUGAACGUUCAGGAAAACCGACUCAGUGUUUUUGUGAAAUUAUGCAAGAUUGUGUCCUUGUUUUGCUGCAUCUACACACACACACACACACACACACACACACACACACACACACACUCACCUAAUGUAUUUAAAAAUGUUCAUUUUUUUUAAUUAAUGUAAAUGAUAUUAACAUCUUUCUGUAGCAUUCUGGUUUGUUUUUAGCAUGUCCGUGUCGGAGGUGUGGAUGGACGUCUGCGCUCCAUGUGCAAUAACUGUUUGUAUAUGAACGUUUUGAGAAGAGUGUAAUUUAUGUAAAAUAAAGGGAUUAAUAAAUUCA